AUGGAAAUCAUAAGUUUGUUAAAUAUCCACAGUUCUCAGUCAGAGUGCCGCGAGGCGGACACUCCUAUUUUUCGUGUUUGGGACCUUUUACCCGGCACUCCGUCUCGCAACAGUUUGUCUUGCAAUGUAACUGGAAGUUCUAAAUUCUACUAUUCAGGAGGGCAGUUGUUUGUUUCGGCGCCACUCUGUUUUAAGCGCGACUCGCUAUUGGAGCUUGAUUUACACUGUAACAAACGCGCCAAGGCAGUGUCUUUUGAGAGUGCGGGGCGAGAGAGGGAAGCCAAAGGUGAUAGUAUUUCUGUGCACUGGCGAGUGUCUCAGGGUCCUUUCAGACAGGACUUUUUAGAAAAGUUAUUGCAAAGGGCCGCCCAGUCAGAUUCAGGAAUACUGAGCAGGAGGAAAAGAAAUGUAAACUCCAGCCCUCAGUUCCAGCCCCCCAUGUACCAGGUGUCUGUGCCAGAGAAUCAGCCAGCUGGGACUCCUGUUGUUGCUCUUAAAGCAGUUGACACAGAUGAAGGGGAGGCAGGCAGACUGGACUACUUUAUUGAAGCUUUGUUUGAUAGCCGUUCCAAUAACCUCUUUGCUGUGGACCCUAGCACUGGGGAAGUGACCACGGUUGAGGUGCUGGAUCGGGAAACCAAGGACACCCACGUUUUUAGAGUGACAGCAGUUGACCAUGGCACACCCAGACGCACAGCUAUGGCUACACUCACCAUCACAGUGAGUGAUACUAAUGACCAUGACCCAGUUUUUGAGCAGCAGGACUACAAAGAGAAUGUUCGAGAGAACCUGGAGAUUGGUUAUGAGGUGCUGACUGUUCGUGCCACGGAUGGAGAUGCCCCCAUCAACGGGAACAUCCUCUAUCAUGUUCUCAAUAGCAACGGGUCUAAUGAUGUCUUUGAGAUUGAUCCCAGAUCUGGUGUGAUUCGGACCAGGGGUCUGGUUGACCGUGAGGAAGUGGAGGCUUACAUGCUUCUGGUGGAAGCCAAUGACCAAGGCAGAGACCCUGGUCCACGAAGUGCCACAGCAACAGUCCACAUUGUUGUGGAAGAUGACAAUGACAAUGCCCCCCAGUUUAGUGAGAAGCGAUAUGUAGUGCAGGUAUCUGAGGACCUGGCUCCCGACACUGAAAUUCUGCAGGUUACUGCCACUGACCAGGACAGGGGAAACAACGCAAUGGUUCACUUUAGUAUCAUGAGUGGCAACACCAGAGGACAGUUUUAUAUUGAUGCACAGACAGGCAAACUGGACUUGGUCAGUCAGCUGGAUUAUGAGACUAACAAGGAAUACACUCUGCGCAUCCGCGCUCAAGACGGGGGACGGCCGCCGCUCUCCAACAUCAGUGGCCUGGUUACGGUGCAGGUGCUGGAUGUCAACGACAAUGCCCCAAUUUUUGUCAGCACUCCCUUCCAGGCCACUGUGCUGGAGAACGUGCCGGUAGGUUACUCUGUCAUUCACAUCCAAGCUGUUGACGCCGACUCAGGAGACAACGCCAGGCUGCAAUACAGGCUCGUUGAGACAACGCCAAAUUUCCCGUUCACUAUCAAUAACAGCACUGGGUGGAUUGUGGUGGCAGCUGAAUUGGACAGAGAGAGCGUUGACUUUUAUAAUUUUGGGGUUGAGGCCCGCGACAACGGUACCCCUGUCAUGUCAUCUUCAGCCAGUAUAAGUAUGACCAUCUUGGACGUGAAUGACAAUAACCCAGAGUUUACGCAGAAAGCGUACUAUAUGCGGCUAAAUGAAGAUGCUGCUGUUGGAACGAGCGUGGUAACUGUGUCUGCAGUGGAUCAGGACAUUAACAGUGUGGUGACAUACCAAAUUUCCAGUGGAAACACGCGCAACCGCUUUUCCAUCACCAGUCAAAGUGGUGGUGGGCUAAUUACCCUGGCGCUGCCCCUUGAUUACAAACUGGAACGUCAGUAUGUUUUAAGUGUCACUGCUUCUGACGGCACGCGCUUUGACACUGCCAAGGUGUAUGUUAAUGUCACUGAUGCUAACACUCACCGACCUGUCUUUCAAAGCUCCCAUUAUACUGUUAACAUCAACGAGGAUCGUCCAGUAGGCACUACUGUGGUUGUGAUAAGCGCUACAGAUGAGGACACCGGUGAAAAUGCUCGAAUCACUUAUUUUAUGGAUGACAGCAUUCCUCAGUUCAACAUUGACUCAGACACAGGCGCUGUGACCACUCAAAUGGAACUUGACUAUGAGGACCAGGUUUCUUACACACUUGCCAUCACAGCCCGUGACAAUGGGAUACCGCAAAAGUCUGACACGACUUACCUGGAGAUCCUAGUGAACGACGUUAACGAUAACUCGCCCCGUUUCCUCCGGGACCACUACCUGGGCUCUGUGAUGGAAGAUGUACCUGUCUUCACCAGUGUGGUCCAGGUGUCUGCUACAGACCGUGACUCUGGAUUAAAUGGGCGAGUUUACUACACAUUCCAGGGAGGAGAGGACGGCGAUGGUGAUUUCAUCAUUGAAUCCACGUCCGGAAUAGUCCGCACGCUACGGCGUCUGGACCGUGAAAACGUACCCAUUUACAGUCUGCGGGCUUAUGCUGUGGAUAAAGGUGUUCCAGCUCUCAAAACAUCUGUUGAUAUUCAAGUGACAAUCCUGGAUGUUAACGACAAUCCGCCUGUGUUUGAGAAAGAUGAAUUUGACAUCUUUGUGGAAGAGAAUAGCCCCAUUGGUUUGGUAGUAGCUCACAUAUCUGCCACAGACCCAGAUGAAGGGAGUAAUGCUCAAAUUAUGUAUCAGAUAGUAGAAGGCAACAUCCCAGAGAUCUUUCAGUUAGACAUUUUUUCUGGUGAGCUAACAGCUCUGGCUGAUCUUGAUUAUGAAACCCGGCCUGAGUAUAUUAUAGUGGUUCAGGCCACCUCUGCUCCUCUGGUUAGCAGAGCUACAGUGCACGUCAAGCUGAUUGAUAAAAAUGACAAUGUACCAGUCCUGAAGAACUUUCAGAUAAUAUUCAAUAACUAUGUCACAGACAAGUCCAACAGCUUCCCCACUGGAGUUAUAGGGAAAAUCCCAGCCCAUGACCCAGACGCCUCAGAUCAGCUUCAGUACAGUUUUGAAGCUGGCAACGAGUUGAAUUUGGUCAUCCUGAACCAGACCACCGGGGAGAUUCGAUUGAGCAGAUCCCUGGACAAUAACCGUCCAUUGGAGGCCUCAAUGAGAAUCUCAGUCUCAGAUGGGAUCCACUCAGUCUCUGCACAGUGUUUGCUGCAGGUCACCAUCAUCACAGACGAAAUGCUCUCCAACAGCAUCACCCUGCGACUGGCCAACACGUCCCAGGAGCGCUUCCUCUCGAUGCUCCUGGCCCAGUUCCUGGAGGGCGUGGCCCGGGUCCUGUCCGCCGCCCGCGAAGACGUGGUGGUGUUCAACAUCCAGGACGACACGGACGUUAACGCCAGCAUCCUGAACGUCAGCCUGUCGGUGGCGGUUCCCGGCGAAGGGCCGCGAGGCGGGGGCAGGGCGCGGCUGGGCCACGCCGGCAGCGGGGGGGAGUAUUUUGGGUCGGAGGAACUCCAGGAGAGACUGUACUUAAACCGGAGCCUGCUAGCCCACAUAUCCUCUCAGCAUGUGCUCCCGUUCGACGACAACAUCUGCCUGAGAGAGCCCUGCGAGAACUACAUGAAGUGCGUGUCAGUGCUGAAGUUCGACAGCUUGGCGCCCUUCGUGGCUUCCGACACCAUCCUGUUCCGACCCAUUCACCCCAUCGCCGGCCUGCGUUGCCGCUGCCCCACCGGCUUCACGGGGGACUACUGCGAGACCGAGAUUGACCUGUGCUAUUCCAAACCGUGCGGGGCGCACGGCAUCUGUCGCAGUCACGAGGGAGGCUACACCUGCGAGUGCCUGGAUGACUACACAGGUGAGAGAUGCGAGCUGUCAUCUCGCUCAGGCCGCUGUGCUCCAGGUGUGUGCAAAAACGGGGGAACCUGUGUUAACCUGCUGGUGGGUGGUUUUAAGUGCGACUGUCCGUCAGGAGGCUACGAGAAGCCGUACUGCGAGAUGACCACGCGUAACUUUCCCCCUCAGUCCUUCCUCACCUUUAAGGGCCUUCGCCAACGCUUCCACUUCACUCUCUCGCUCUCAUUUGCCACAAAGGAGCCCAAUGGUUUGCUGCUCUAUAAUGGCCGUUUCAACGAGAAGCAUGACUUUAUCGCCGUGGAGAUCAUUAAUGAGCAAAUCCAACUGACCUUCUCUGCAGGUGAGACCAAGACAACAGUGUCGCCUUACGUCCACGGUGGUGUCAGUGACGGCCAGUGGCAUGUGAUUAAGGUGCAUUACUACAACAAGCCUAUACUGAACCAGGCUGGCCUCCCCCAGGGGCCCUCUGACCAGAAAGUUGUCGUCGUAACAGUGGACAACUGUGACACAUCUGUGGCACUGAGGUUUGGUCAUGUGAUCGGGAACUACACAUGCUCUGCACAAGGCAGCCAAUCAGGAUCAAAGAAGUCUCUAGACCUCACAGGUCCCUUGCUGUUAGGGGGUGUGCCCAAACUUCCAGAGGAUUUUCCGGUGCAGAAUCGGCAGUUUGUGGGCUGCAUGAAAGACCUGCAGAUCGACAGUCGUCACAUCGACAUGGCGAGUUUCAUCGCGAACAACGGCACGCUGCCAGGAUGCUCAGCGAAAAGGCACUUCUGCAACAAUAACCCGUGUCUGAACGGAGGCACCUGCGUGAACCUGUGGGGCUCCUUUAGCUGUGAUUGUCCACUAGGGUUUGGAGGACGUAACUGUGAGAAAGUGAUGCCUAACCCUCAGCGUUUCCAGGGCAACAGUUUGUUGCUGUGGAGUAAUCUGGCAGUGGUGAUCACUGUUCCCUGGCACUUGGAGAUCAUGUUUCGAACUCGCCAACCCAGUGCCACAUUAUUGCACAUCACAGCAGGACAACACCACAACCUGACCAUUCAGCUGAGGGACGGCAGUGUCCUGAUGUCUCUGCACAGAGGCGAAGACUCCACCGUGUCCCGGCUGGACGAAGUGACGGUGAAUGAUGGAGACUGGCAUCACUUGCAGCUGGAGCUGCUGGGAGCUCUGGGAGGGACCGCUGCCCGACACAGAGCCGUCCUGUCCUUUGAUCACGGCUUCUACAUGGUGAGAGAGCAGAACGCGCUGGACAAUAAGCUGAAAGGAAUGAAGCUGAAGACUCUGAGUGUGGGUGGCGUUGUCGGGGGCAACGGGAAAGUACAGCACGGAUUCCGCGGCUGUGUGCAGGGUUUACGUCUUGGAGAGAGCCCCUCGACCACGGUGUCUCUGAGCAUGUCUCAGGCCAGGAAGGUGAAUGUUGAACAGGGCUGCAGUGUGCCAGACCCCUGUGUGUCCAACCCCUGCCCUGCCAACAGCUACUGCAGCGACGACUGGGACAGCUACUCCUGCACCUGUCACACUGGUUACUAUGGUAAUAACUGUACAGACGUGUGUUCUUUGAACCCUUGUGAGCAUCAAGCAACAUGCACCAGGAAGCCGAGCUCUUCUCACGGCUAUACCUGUGACUGUCCCAGCUCUUACUUCGGCCAGUACUGUGAGAAAAAGACUGACCUGCCGUGUCCGCGGGGCUGGUGGGGUCACAAGACCUGUGGUCCAUGCGACUGUAAGACAGAGAAGGGUUUUGAUGCAGACUGUAAUAAAACCACUGGAGAAUGUCGCUGUAAGGAUAAUCACUAUCGCCCGGCGGACAGUGACUCCUGUUUGCUGUGUGAGUGUUAUCCCGUAGGCUCGUUCUCCAGAGCAUGUGACAGGGAGACCGGUCAAUGCCAGUGUAAGCCUGGGGUCAUAGGUCGUCAGUGUGACCGCUGUGACAACCCCUUUGCUGAGGUCUCACCUAAUGGUUGUGAAGUGAUCUAUGACAGCUGUCCUCAGGCUAUUGAGGCUGGUAUUUGGUGGCCCAGGACUAAAUUUGGCCUUCCUGCCGCAGUACCCUGCCCCAAAGGAUCCACUGGCACUGCUAUUCGCCACUGUGAUGAGCAUAAGGGCUGGCUGCCCCCAAACCUCUUCAACUGCACCUCUGUCACCUUCACAAAACUCAAAACCCUGUCUGAGCAGUUGGGACGUAAUGCAUCCCUUUUGGAUUCAGCAAAGGUGCAGCACACAGCAGCAGUGUUGUUCAAUGCCACCCAGCACACUGCAGUGUAUUAUGGCAGUGAUGUGAAAGUGGCCUAUCGCCUCACUCAGAGUCUGUUAAGACAUGAGAGCAGCCAACAGGGCUUCAGUCUGGCAGCUACACAGGACGUACACUUCAAUGAGAAACUGAUGCAUGUGGGGAGUGCCAUCCUGACCCCUGAAACUCGCCCCCACUGGGAGCUGAUCCAGCAGACAGAGGGGGGCACAGCGGCCCUGUUACGGCAGUACGAGGAGUACACCAACACCCUGGCCCAGAACAUGAGGAAGACUUACCUCAGCCCCUUCACCAUCGUCACGCCCAAUAUCGUGAUCUCCAUCGAUCGUCUGAACAAGAUGAACUUCGCCGGCGCCAAGCUCCCACGCUACCAGUCUCUCAGAGGGCCACGACCUCUCGACCUCGAGACGGCCGUGACGCUCCCCGACUCCGUAUUCGUGCCCGCGCCGGAGGUCAAGGGGCACAGACAUGCUGAGAUCUUCCCAGAGGCCGCUGGGAAUCAGACGUCCAAGAGAAAAAGACGCCACCCAGAAGAGAGGGAUCAAGAUGCCAUAGCCAGCGUCAUCAUUUUUCACAGCCUGGCCUCUCUGCUGCCUGAGAGCUACGACCCAGACAAGAGGAGCCUGCGAGUCCCAAAGCGGCCGGUCAUUAACACUCCUGUGGUGAGUAUCACUGUGCACGACAAUGAGGAACUGCUGCAGCACGCGCUGGACAAACCCAUCACCGUGCAGUUUCGCCUAGUCACCACUGAGGAGCGCUCCAAACCCAUCUGUGUGUUCUGGAACCACACCAUUGUGCCUGGAGGACAUGGAGGCUGGUCAGCCAAAGGCUGUGAGGUUGUGUUCAGAAACAGCACACACAUCAGCUGUCAGUGCUAUCACAUGACCAGCUUUGCCGUCCUCAUGGACAUCUCCAGGAGAGAGAACGGCGAGAUCCUGCCUGUGAAAAUUGUGACGUGGAGCACAGCUGGCGUGACACUCGGAUUCCUCUUCCUCACCAUGGUCUUCCUCAUUUGCCUGCGAGCUAUGCACAACAACAAAACCAGCAUUAUCAACAACGGAGCCUUCGCCCUCUUCCUCUCUGAACUCAUUUUCAUUUUGGGAAUCGGCCAAGCGGACAAUCCGUUUUUGUGCACUGUCAUCGCUAUCUUGCUACACUUCUUCUACAUGUGUUCCUUUUCCUGGCUCUUUCUGGAGGGGCUACAUGUGUAUCGCAUGCUCAGUGAAGUGCGUGACAUCAACUAUGGCCCCAUGCGUUUCUACUACAUGAUUGGCUGGGGAGUACCCGCCUUCAUCACAGGCUUGGCUGUAGGGCUGGACCCAGAGGGUUAUGGGAACCCAGACUUCUGUUGGCUUUCUAUAUAUGACACACUCAUCUGGAGUUUUGCAGGGCCUAUAGCACUGGUGGUGGCAAUGAAUAUCUUCCUUUACAUUCUGGCCUCCAGAGCGUCCUGCUCACCCAAACACCAGAGCUUUGAGAAGAAAGAAGCCCCUGUUUCAGGGUUGAGGACGGCCUGUGGGGUUCUCCUGCUGGUUACGGUGACGUGUCUGUUAGCUGUUUUCUCAGUCAACAGUGACAUGAUCAUAUUCCACUACCUGUUUGCGGGGUUCAACUGUGUCCAGGGACCGUUUAUCUUCUUCUUCCGCAUCGUCUUCAACAAGGAGGCGAGGAAUGCCAUGCGUUACUGCUGCAGCCGUAAACGACCCGAUCACAUGAUCAAAUCCAAGGCCUCAACAUAUAACUGUAACACCAGUUACAUGGAGGGGCGCCUGUACCACCUUCCGUUUGGUGAGUCGACCGGUUCUCUAAAUGGCACGCUACAGAGCGGGAAGAGCCAACACAGUUACGUUCCAUUCAUCCUCAGAGAGGAUGGAGGAAUGAGUAGCAGUCAAGCCCACAUUGCUCUGAAUGAACAUAACUCCUCCCUCUUUCACGAAGUGAAAGAGCAUGCAGACGAUCAUGACUCAGACUCGGACAGUGACCUCUCGGAGCUGGAGGACGACCAGAGCGGCUCUUACGCAUCCACACACUCCUCCGACAGUGAGGAAGAGGAGGGACCCUACCCUGAGGAGGAAUGCUGGGAAAGCAUAGCCACCAAUGCAGCUAAAAGGCCGCAACCACAUGACAACAGUGUCAGUAAGCUGUACUGGCCAAGCGAGUUUGCGUCGACCACCGGUGAACGUGAGGGACAGAUGGGCACCGAGAGACUGAGGGUGGAGACGUUGGCCAACGCUGAGGAGAAAAGUGGAGAGAAAGCAGAGGCUUAUGGGAAGGAAAACAUGCUGCUGCUACUGCCUAGUGUGCCAAACCCUAAUGCACAUCCACAGAAAGGGAUCCUGAAAAAGAAGCAGCUGUCGCCCAUAGCAGAGAGAAAUGGUCUCAGUCGGAUUCAUAACGAAUUGUCCGUCAACGCGCCAGGCCCCGCCUCCUCCAGGGGCUCCUCCUCCAGUGAGGGUCAGGGGGGCGGAACCAAACCUAGCCUGCAGGAUCAACUGAAUGGAGUAGCCAUGAGCAUAAAGGCAGAGACAGUGGACAAUGACUCUUCAGGAUCAGAAUUCUUAUUUUUUAAUUUUCUUCAUUGA
Molecule: messenger RNA, 8700 nt
Organism: Chanos chanos (milkfish)
Lineage: Eukaryota; Metazoa; Chordata; Actinopteri; Gonorynchiformes; Chanidae
Gene: celsr2
Product: cadherin, EGF LAG seven-pass G-type receptor 2
Exons: 34
Coding region: 1-8700 (2899 amino acids)
Biological process (GO): homophilic cell-cell adhesion; cell surface receptor signaling pathway; G protein-coupled receptor signaling pathway
Cellular component (GO): plasma membrane
Molecular function (GO): G protein-coupled receptor activity; calcium ion binding
Source: RefSeq, a predicted model, not a curated record